AUGGAUAUUCACCGGUGCCGUUUCGUGCCCUACAACCCCCAGGCGAUCAAUGCGCUUGCGUUCUCCCAUCCUCCCUCCGCUGGCGUCGCCGGACGCGGCGUCCCUACCCUCCGACUGGCGAUUGGUCGCGCAAACGGCGACAUCGAAAUAUGGAACCCGCUGCGCGGCGCAUGGUUCCAGGAGACAGUCAUCCGUGGAGGAAAAGAUAGAAGCAUCGAGGGUCUGACAUGGACGCUCGAUCCGCAGGAGACUGGCCCCGAUGGCGGCAAAUUGCCCGGACGGCUGCGUCUCUUCAGCAUCGGAUACUCCACGGCGGUCACCGAAUGGGAUCUGGAACACGGCCGUCCGCUGCGCCAUUCGAGCGGUAACUACGGCGAGAUCUGGUGUUUGGCAGCGCAGCCACGGUGGCAGGCGACACAGCGAGGCAAGGACGGGAAAUUAUUGCCGCCCGCCGAGGGAGAAUACAUCGGACAGCAUCUCGCAGCUGGGUGCGCGGACGGAUCCAUCGUUAUCUUGUCCACGGCCGAUGACGACCUCAAGUUUCUCCGUCUGAUGCGUCCGUCGACCAAAAGGGCCAGAGUACUGAGCGUCACCUUCCAGAAUCGCAACACCAUUGUCGCGGGGUAUGCCGAUAGCUCUAUCCGCCUGUUCGAUAUCCGGUCUGGCCAGCUGCUACGGACGAUAUCUUUGGGAAAGGGCCCCUCAGGUGGCACUAAGGAGCUGCUCGUUUGGUCCGUCAAGUGCCUCCCCGAUGGCACCAUUGUGUCCGGCGACUCGGCUGGCGAGAUUCGCUUCUGGGAUGCGAAGAACUACGCCCUUAUCCAGCGGAUACAGGGCCACCUCGCGGACACGCUGGAUAUUGCUGUCAGUGCUACGGGGGAUACGGUUAUCAGCGGCGGUGCGGACCAGCGGACUGUCGUCUACAGGAAGAAAGAAGCGGAGAAGGGUGAUAAGCGAAGCCGGUGGGCUGAGGUGAUGCACCGACGGUAUCACACACACGAUGUGAAGACGUUUGCCGUCUACGAAACGAAGGAGGUUAGCAUUGUGGUUUCUGGAGGUCCUGACGCUGCCCCGGUUGUCCUGCCUCUGCGCGAAUUCGGAAAAGAGCACCAUCGGAAGCUGCCGACGUUACCUCAAAUACCGCAGCUUGCUUCGUCUCCGUCAUCUCGUCUGGUUAUGAGCUUCUGGGACAGAGAGGCCAGCAUUUGGCGCGUAUCCCGCGGUCCCACCUCCGCUAACGAGAGCUCCGAGGGCCAAAGACACCGGCUUGUGGGCAAAGUAUUGAUUCAAGGCGAAGAAAACAUCACGUCGGCUAUGCUCUCUUCGGACGGCAAAAUCCUCGUGGUUGCUACGAUCUCCAGCGUCAAGGUGUUUUCCGUUCGUCGCCGCAAGGGUGAUGAGAAAGGAACGCUACGCAUCCAGAAGCUCGAUGUCCCCGAAGCACUUUCCGACGACGGCGCUCGCGUUGUGACCAUCUCCCCAGACAGCCGGUGGAUCUGCGUCGUGCGUCCCAACAGUGCUGUCAAUCUGGCUCGAAUCCAGCCUGCUUCGUCCCCGCAGGACAAGCCUCAGGUCCUCUCGAAACUCAUCCAAGUCAACAGAGCCUCGCGCCACUCGCGGCAUGAGAAAGCAUCCCACGGCACCCUCGGAGAUUAUGAGAAGACCAUCCGAUGCGCCGUAUUCUCGGAAAACAGCAGGAUUUUUGCGGUUGGUGAUAUCUCCGGCUGCGUCGACACUUGGGUAUUGGAAGAUGCUGGAGCUGCCGCCUCCAAGGCGGCGGCGAAGUCUACCAGCGAUGCAGACUCCGACGACGAGUCUUCCGACGAUGAGGAGGAAUCGGCGGUUGAAGGCGAGCGUUGGCGUCUUGCUGCUGCAGAGUCGCCUAUCCCCCGCCUCACGUCAGGCGUCGUCUUUCUGUCAUUCAGACCGCAGAAUAAGGCCAGCGAAAAGCUACUGACGAAUGGCGCCAGCCAUCAGCCGUCCUCCGAAAACCGGCUGAUGGUUCUCACCAGUGAGCAUCAGCUGGUGGAAUUCGACGCGAUUGAAGGCAAAUUGUCCGACUGGUCGAAACGAAACCCCAAAGCAUUCCUGCCGGCUGCGUUCAGAGGCGUGAAGGACCGUGCGAUGGGCUGUCUCUGGGAUCUGACGGAAGCCCGCGAACGACUGUGGCUGUAUGGAAACUCGUGGCUGUGGAUGUUUGACUUGAACCAGGACUUCCCAUCCUCUGAAGAGUUGACUGCAUCCGCAGACACCCACGAUGAUGCCGCUUCGAAAAAGAACGCAUCUAAACGCAAGCGCGACCCGUUUGAAGAGGAUGAGGGUGAGAGGAAGAAGCCAAACACUGGCGCUGGUGAUAAGAUCCCACUGGCCAAAUCUGAUGUCUCGAUCGCUGCGAAGAUUCGUAAGGUCGAGGGCCAUGACGAGUCCCAGGGCGAGUGGGUCUCUCUAGAGAAGCUGCAGACACGCGGACGCGAUGACGAAGACGAAGCCUACGAGAAUGAUGAAGCCUAUAUCGACAACCAUGAAACCGCCUUGGCACGACUUCGGCGGGACGACAAAGCGGAAGUUAGCACUCAGCACAAGCGCCGAUCUAUACGUCUGAACAACACAAGCGACGGCGCCAACGACACGUCCUCUCAGAAACAGCUGGUUCAGAACGGGGAUAAGCCCCAGUCCUCCCGCCGGUGGUGGCACACGUACAAGUACCGUGAUAUUCUCGGGAUUGUGCCGCUAAGCCCUCUUUCGGAUGAAGGCGCGCAAGACGAUGAGGAGCGGAGCAGCCUUGAAGUCGCUGUCGUGGAGAGGCCCAUGUGGGAUGUGGAACUGCCAGGCCGUUAUGUUCGGGACUACGAGUGA
Molecule: messenger RNA, 2856 nt
Organism: Aspergillus terreus NIH2624
Lineage: Eukaryota; Fungi; Ascomycota; Eurotiomycetes; Eurotiales; Aspergillaceae
Gene: ura7
Product: small subunit rRNA maturation protein UTP4
Exons: 3
Coding region: 1-2856 (951 amino acids)
Biological process (GO): maturation of SSU-rRNA from tricistronic rRNA transcript (SSU-rRNA, 5.8S rRNA, LSU-rRNA)
Cellular component (GO): small-subunit processome; 90S preribosome; t-UTP complex
Molecular function (GO): protein binding; RNA binding
Source: RefSeq, a predicted model, not a curated record